GAGAGGAGAGGAGGCAAUCGAGUCGAGUUGGAAGAGUCCACGCCACGCUGCUCCAAAUCUCAAUCAUCACAUCAAAUUGAAUCCCCAAACAGAAGCCAUAGCAGAGGCCACCAACCAAACCAAAUCCCCGAGGAGCUCAGCAAGUCAGCAUGGCGAUCGUGUACGCGCUGGUGGCACGCGGCACCGUGGUGCUGGCCGAGUUCGCCGCCGUCUCCGGGAACGCCGGCGCGGUGGCCCGCCGCAUCCUGGAGAAGCUGCCGCCGGACGCGGAGGCGCGCCUCUGCUUGGCGCAGGACAAAUACAUCUUCCAUGUCCUCCGCGCGGAUGGCGGCAUCACCUUCCUCUGCAUGGCCAAUGACACCUUCGGAAGAAGGAUACCCUUUCUUUACCUCGAGGACAUCCAGAUGAGGUUUAUGAAGAAUUACGGCAGAGUCGCGCAUUCCGCUCUGGCUUACGCCAUGAACGAUGAGUUCUCCAGAGUGCUACAUCAGCAAAUGGAGUUCUUCUCCAGCAACCCCAGCGCAGACACACUCAACCGUCUCCGCGGCGAAGUCAGCGAGAUACACACUGUCAUGGUCGACAACAUAGAGAAAAUUCUUGACAGAGGUGAUCGCAUCUCACUUCUUGUGGACAAGACAUCCACCAUGCAAGACAGCGCUUUUCACUUUCGCAAGCAAUCCAAGAGGCUCCGCAGAGCUCUUUGGAUGAAGAAUGCCAAGCUUCUAGCUGUGUUGACAGUGGUCAUAGUACUGCUACUCUACUUGAUCAUCGCCGCUUUCUGUGGAGGCCUUUCCCUACCGUCAUGCAGAUCAUGAAUAACACACCAUAUGGCUGUACCUCAUUUGGAGUGUAAUACCAUGGAAUGAUGCAUGCUGUGUUAAGAUCUGCUGAGCACUUACGCUUUCAGAGCUAGAAAGAUGUUUCGAGAAACAGGUUUGCUGUUUGGUUUUCUGUAGGAGGGAGUUGGCCUUUUGCUGAGAGGAGUUAAUGUGAAAUGAUUCGUACAAAAUGGGAUCAGGAUGUACAGUAUGUGGGUUGUUGUUUUGAGGCGCCUGGGCAACAAGGGAGGGGGGUUGCACGUAUCUUUUGAUGUCGCUGUGGUUGUGGAUGGAUAGGAUAUCUUGCUGUACUUAUGUUUUGCUACCAACCUGUCAUUGUGCUUUUGGGAAUGUAGUGGCACUUGUUAUAUAUUGUGCAGUGUACUAUUGCAUGAAAAAUGCACAUGAUUAUGGAGUA
Molecule: messenger RNA, 1236 nt
Organism: Phragmites australis (common reed)
Lineage: Eukaryota; Viridiplantae; Streptophyta; Magnoliopsida; Poales; Poaceae
Product: vesicle-associated membrane protein 714-like
Exons: 4
Coding region: 150-815 (221 amino acids)
Biological process (GO): vesicle-mediated transport
Cellular component (GO): membrane
Source: RefSeq, a predicted model, not a curated record